Molecule: messenger RNA, 1425 nt
Organism: Sceloporus undulatus (fence lizard)
Lineage: Eukaryota; Metazoa; Chordata; Lepidosauria; Squamata; Phrynosomatidae
Gene: ACOT13
Product: acyl-CoA thioesterase 13
Exons: 3
Coding region: 188-613 (141 amino acids)
Molecular function (GO): fatty acyl-CoA hydrolase activity
Source: RefSeq, a predicted model, not a curated record
UCCUUCUCCUCUCCACAGGCCUUGAGGAAACUGGAGGUUCGGCUCAGAUGGGCGUGGCUUCAGGUCGGCGCCGAACGUUCGGCAGGUGGAACUUAGAAGCGGCGCGCUCUAGAACGCUGAGAUCAAAGGGAUGGAACGCUGAGGAGCAGCGAGGUGGGUGGUCCCUCUGGUUCUCUGCUGAGCCACGAUGAGUCUCCUCACCGUCCAGUCCCUUCGCGAGGUGAUGAAAGCCCUCUCCCACUCGCCGGGCUUUGAUCGAGUGCUGAGCAAGAUGACAGUUCUGUCUGCUGGCCCUGAAAAGGUUGUCUGUGAAAUGGAAGUCGCAGAAGAGCACACAAACCGGGGAGGAACUCUUCACGGGGGGCUGACGGCAACACUUGUCGAUGUUGUAUCGACAGCAGCAUUGCUGUGCACUGAAAGAGGUUCUCCAGGAGUCAGCGUGGAUAUGAACAUAACCUACAUGUCAGCAGCUAAGAUUGGAGAUGAAAUCCAGAUCACUGCUAAGAUUCUGAAGCAAGGAAGAAGCCUGGCCUUCGCCACUGUGGAUUUAACAAACAAGGCCACAGGAAGACUGAUAGCCCAAGGAAGACAUACCAAACACCUAGGACACUGAUUGGAGGAGGUCAUCACUUCAUUGAAAGCUUUGGGCUUUCAAAAAGCAGACCAGAGUAACUUCACAACAAUACUAAGAAUGGAAUUUCACUGUCUAAAUCUUGUUUAUUGUAUGUAUGUAUUGUAAGUAUGUAUGUAUCUUUGGUUAUGAGGCAUCUCCAGAUCUCUUUUCUCAGAAUAUGGAUUACUGUAUAAAAGCAGGGUUAUAAUCUGUCCUCAUGCUGGAGGGGGGUAGAAAUUAUGGUGUAGAAAAUAUUAGUUUGACCCCUAACCUGCUGGAGAAAAGCAUCCAAAGAAACAACAGAGGCCUGCAUCCAGCGGUAAGUCCACCUAGGGUAGAACAACCAAAAACAAAAGGGUAGAGUCUCAGCCACAAUUGCAAAAAGCACACAAAUCUGUUUAUGUGAACAAGACAAGAAUGUAGGAGGUGGCACUGGGAGAAAAUAACCUCUCUUCUGCUCCUUCCCCAGCCUGCAGUGAGAAUUUCUGCUGGAUCUUCUCCCUUAAACAAAUGGAAACUUUCAGUUUGGCUUAAAUUCAAACUGGGAUCUUUUGCAAGUGUCCAAGAUGACUUCCAUGUUGCUCUGUUCAGGAGACGUUACUGGAAUCAUAGGAAUGAUCUGUUAUUUUAUGUACUUUGAAUCCAGCACUGAAUGAAUGUCAAACUAACUAAACAUAAAUUGAUUAUACAUAAUGUUCUAAGUUAUUGACUAGUAUGCAUUGGUUUUGAAGACUGUAAAAGUAAUAGACCUUAUCAUUAGCAUGGUGAGGACUUGCUAUUUUUCAAUAAAAUUUGGUUUUAUAAAACUUCAA